This is a messenger RNA of Electrophorus electricus (electric eel), 516 nucleotides long. Lineage: Eukaryota; Metazoa; Chordata; Actinopteri; Gymnotiformes; Gymnotidae. The record is from RefSeq and is a predicted model, not a curated record.
AUGGCAGGUGGCGCUACAGAGCAGCCGCAGACGCAGUUUGAGAGCUGGAGAAGAUGUAGGAGUGGUACAGACACGGCAGCCUAUAAGAAUAAAGUCCAAAGCGCUCUGGUUCUGCACAAGGCUGUCGUGAUACGGAGGUUAGCGCUCACGCUGCAAAACUUGGACCAAAUCACCUCUCUGUUUGUAGAGGAUUACGAACCCACUAGAGCAUACAACUGCAGGAAGAAAGUGGUUCUGGUUGGGGAGGAGGUUCAUAUUGACAUUCUGGAUUCAACAGGGCAGGAGGACCACGCAGCCGUUAGAGAUAACUACUUUCGCAGUGGAGAGGGCUUCUUGCUGGUCUUUUCCAUCAUCGAGUCAGAGUCUUUCAGUGCCACCUUGGAGUACAGAGAGCAGAUCCUGCAUGUAAGUACAGAGGAGGAUAAAAUCCCCCUGUACUGGGUUGGUAAUAAGUCUGAUCAGGGUAUGAGGGGGUAGGUUUCUCUGGCUGGGGCAUGUGAGAAAGCUGAGGAAUGA